This is a messenger RNA of Orbicella faveolata, 2528 nucleotides long. Its product is annotated as charged multivesicular body protein 6-A-like. Gene Ontology annotation, cellular component: multivesicular body; ESCRT III complex. The record is from RefSeq and is a predicted model, not a curated record. Gene Ontology annotation, biological process: late endosome to vacuole transport via multivesicular body sorting pathway; vesicle budding from membrane. NCBI's taxonomy places the organism in Eukaryota, Metazoa, Cnidaria, Anthozoa, Scleractinia, Merulinidae.
UAAGAUGGCGGCAGUUUUACUUCCUGUGUAGGAACGAAAGAAAUGUCCUAGUUCUGUUGUCGCAAACGCACCAACGUUAUAGCCUUCACUAACUAGCUGUCCUUAUCUUCAUUUGAGAAAUAUGGGGUCUUUAUUUAGCAAAAAGAAAGAACCUGAAAAACCAAAGAUCACUGAACAGGAUAAAGCAAUUCUGGCAUUGAAACAGCAGAGGGACAAGCUGAAGCAAUACCAGAAAAAGGUGCUAAAUAAAACACAGGCUGCAAAGCAAACUGAUUUUGGAACUAGUUACCCCUUGGGAAAGCUGGCAUUGAAACAGCAGAGGGACAAGCUGAAGCAAUACCAGAAAAAGGUGCUAAAUAAAACACAGGCUGCAAAGCAAACUGAUUUUGGAACUAGUUACCCCUUGGGAAAGCUUAAAGCAAAGUUACUCCUUAAAAAGAAAAGAUACCAGGAGCAGACCCUUGAAAGGACAGACAACCAGUUGGACAACUUAGAAAAAAUGGUCCAAGAUGUUGAGUUUGCUCAAGUUCAAAUUCAAGUGGCAGAUGGACUAAAGCAAGGAAAUGAGGCACUUAAAAAAAUGCAUGAGAUAAUGUCAAUAGAAGAUGUGGAGAGAAUAAUGGAUGAAACCAGGGAAGGAAUUGAAUACCAGAGGGAAAUUGAUGACCUUUUGAGUGGAAGUUUGACCCAGGAAGAUGAAGAUGCCGUGUUACAAGAACUCGAGGAAAUGACACAGUCUGUGACAGAGAAUCUUCCAGAAGUACCAACAGAACCAUUACCAGAAGUGCCCACAAAAGAACCUGGGGAGAAGAGACCACAGAAGGAAAGGGUAGCUUCGAGAGAAGCUGAGAUGGUGCCAGCUUAGACAUCAUGCUAUAAGCUGAUUAUUCCAGUAAAUAAAUUUGUUCAUGGCUGGUACAAUAAGCAGAUCACUAAUGGCUUGCAACCUAUAAACUACACCUGUAGCCCAUAGUCUGUCGCCUGUGCUAUGCAUGCUACACACAAGCCAUACCCAGCACCCUAGGUGUUCAACCAGUGGCAUAUUAACAGCCUGUGUUGUAAGAUAUGGUAUGUUGCAAGCAACUUGUGAUCUAUGAAACAGGACCUGUAACAUGUGAAAUGCAACCUGUUUAAUAUACCAGUCAUCUUAUUUGGAUUGCAUCUAAGAGAGAGGAGUAUUUUUUCUCAUAAUCAAAAUAAAGUCUUAAGAAGCCAAAUACCAUCUACAAUAAGUCUUGUAGUUAGCAUCAAAUAACUUUUAAUUUUAAUGUGUGUUUUCGAGCAAAAAUGUUGAUUGGAAAUUGUAUCACAAGAGAGAGUGGUAUUACAGAAAGUUCACUUGGUCUUGAAAGGACCAAGACUCUAGCCUUUACAGUAGCCUUUUCUUAAAAAACCACGAGCAGAAUAUAACCUGAGAAAAAAAUAAUAUUGUCAAGUAUAGUCAUGUAGUCUGUUAAAGAGCCUGCCCCUAUCCUGAAUCCAAAAAAAAAGCAGCUUUCUGCACGUAUUGCAUGCCUGUGAUACAAGCAGCAACUCAAAUUAUGUUGUAAUGAUAUACCACUAUGUUAACCUGUGUACUGUCACUGAUUGGUUAAAUUAGUGUCAAUCAAUAAGAGACUUUAAGGGACAUUUUUAUUUGUGUUAUGGUUUUCCUCACCAGCAAUGCAAGAUUAGAUAUCCUUGUAGAAUAAUGAUGUACACUUCUAACUAAACAAAGCGAUAAAUAACACAUUUUUCCCUGAUUAUUUAACUGAUAUCUAAGGUAAACCUGGUUUCUGGAUGAGCUUAGUCAAACGCUAAAUGGAUCUUUGGCAUAAAAUAGUCACACCAAACAACAUCUACUGAGGUGGAUGAGAAAAAAAGAGAAAAAAAAGGAAACGUUCAGCUUUAGUGGUUGAAGUCACUUUGUUUUGUAGACGCUAGCAUUCUUUUGCCACCCAGCAUGGUAGAUUUGGUAGGCACCAGGGAGCAAAGAAAGCAAAUUUUCGGGCUUGCCCUCUGGGCAAGUUCUAAAAAAGUUAUGGUGAACUAGCCAGAACAUCCUUAUCACCAGUGCCAAAAAAGUUCAUCUCAAGAGUUCUUCAAUCUGUAAUUUGAAUAAUUUUAUCCUCAAAAACUUUCCUCAAGAAACUUCAAUUGCCCAUCGGGCAAGUGAUGGACAGAAUCCACUAACUUGACUAGAACAUCCAAGAGCCUUCUAGGCUGUCGAACAGUACUUUCUUUGCACACUGGGUACCAUAUGACAUGGGUACCAUGUAAUAAAGGGAAUUGUUAGAACAUAAAUCAGCAAAUCAUAGACUGGCAUGUUCAGAUCUUUAAACCUUGUUUAGACUGCUAUUUCUUUAAGAACUUUCUAAGGUUCUUUUGCAUCAUUGACCCUCUGUUCAUGUUUAAUAUUUCACUCUGACACAUGCUGCUGUUUAAGAUGGCAUAAGUAGAAUUGGCAGUUUCUUUGGUUUUUUAUAUGUUGUUACUUAUAACCUUAUUGACAAUGCUUUUUAUAAAUAAAUAUACAGGUGAAAAGUUGA